This is a messenger RNA of Eucalyptus grandis, 746 nucleotides long. RefSeq lists its product as uncharacterized. The transcript is spliced from 3 exons. Lineage: Eukaryota; Viridiplantae; Streptophyta; Magnoliopsida; Myrtales; Myrtaceae. Bases 15 to 362 code for a protein of 115 amino acids. The record is from RefSeq and is a predicted model, not a curated record.
AGAGAGGGAGGGAGAUGAGCAGGAACAGCAGCGGCAGGCUGAACUCGGUGUUCUACGCGGAGUCGUACCACCCGAUCCAGGCGGGCAGCAUCGACGGCACCGACGUCCUCCCCACGACAACGCCGUCUACCGCGCCCACCUCUGCUCCUCCGCCGGCCUCUAUGACCCGUUUGGCGAUCCCAAGGCCGUGGGCGACCCCUACUGCACCCUCUUCGUGGGGCGCCUCUCCCACUUCACCUACGAGGACACUCUCCGCAAGACUCAUUAUGCGCAAAACUUCUGUUCAUGCAAUGACCUUCCUGGACUUGUUCCUCCACUACCAGAUGUUGGGAGGCAUAAAAAUCGGAGCAGGGGAAGAGUAGUAAGAGGUUCAAACCCAAAGAUAAAAUGGAGGAGACUUCAUAUCUGUGAAAUAAACCAACAUGAAGCCACUAGAUAUUCAGACAUCCAACUCAAUUGCCAGGUUUUGAUGCACAAGAACCGGCUUCUCAACAUAUGGGAGUCUCGGUAACUCUCGGUCGGAAUUUCAAAGUCUUCCGUCGAAAAUCCAAAGAUGGAAGACUUUCAAGUCUCAGUAACUCUCGGUCGGAAUUUCAAAGUCUUCCUUAAAAAAUCCAAAGAUGGAAGACUUCCAAGUCUCCUUUUUUUAGUAGACUUUUACAGUUUUUUCUUGCCCUUCAUUUACUCAAUGUAGAACAUUCAAAGAUAAAAGACUUUCAUGCAAUGAUUGCUAGGUCCUUUGUCAA